Messenger RNA from Pipistrellus nathusii (Nathusius's pipistrelle), 1089 nucleotides. The record is from the annotation of a GenBank genome assembly. Lineage: Eukaryota; Metazoa; Chordata; Mammalia; Chiroptera; Vespertilionidae.
AUGGCCGAGCCACUCGUGUCGGAAUACCAGCACCAGCCUCACACCAGCAACGGUGCGGGCGCUGACGCCGUCCAAGAGGAGCGGAGCCCCGACCGCCCCCCGGGCGCAGAGCAGCCGGCGCCCGAGGACGACAGCAGGCGGCAGUCGAGAGCGUCCCCGCCGGGUGGCCGUCCUGGGCAGGAGGGGGAAGGGGGCCUGGAACCCCAGCCGUCUCCUCAGGUCUGCCCAGAACCCCAGGUCUGCCCAGAACCCAGCUGCCUGGAAGCGGACGACAAGGGCCAGAAUGGAGAGGACGUGUCCGCUGUGGGGGCCGCCCCGCCGCCCGCGGGAGGGGAGCAGCGGCCCGAGGCCGAGCCGCCCACCCAGCCGCGCCAGGACACCGAAGCCAACAAGCUGGGGGCUCGUGCCGCCGGGGGCGAGGAGCCGUGGAAGCAGCAGCAGCAGAGGCAGCUGGGCAAGAAAAAGCACCGGCGACGCCCUUCCAAGAAGAAGCGGAUUUGGAAGCCGUACUACAAGCUGACUUGGGAGGAGAAGAGAAAGUUCGACGAGAAACAGAGCCUUCGAGCUUCGAGGGUUCGAGCCGAGAUGUUCGCCAAGGGCCAGCCGGUGGCGCCCUACAACACCACGCAGUUCCUCAUGGACGAUCACGACCAGGAGGAGCCGGACCUCAAAACCGGCUUCUACCCCAAGCGGGCGGCGGCCAAGUCGGACACCAGCGACGAGGAGUUCAUGGAGGAGGCGGGCGAGGAGGACGGCGGCAGCGACGGGAUGGGCGGCGACGGCAGCGAGUUCCUGCAGCGGGACUUCUCCGAGACUUACGAGCGGUACCACGCGGAGAGCCUGCAGAACAUGAGCAAGCAGGAGCUCAUCAGGGAGUACCUGGAGCUGGAGAAGUGCCUCUCGCGCAUGGAGGACGAGAAUAACCGGCUGCGGCUGGAAAGUAAGCGGCUGGGGGGCGGCGACGACGCGCGCGUCCGGGAGCUGGAGCUGGAGCUGGCCCGGCUGCGCGCCGAGAACCUGCAGCUGCUGUCGGAGAACGAGCUGCGCCGGCAGCAGGAGCGGGCGCCGCUGGCCGCGUUCGGGGACUAG